This is a messenger RNA of Adineta ricciae, 894 nucleotides long. NCBI's taxonomy places the organism in Eukaryota, Metazoa, Rotifera, Eurotatoria, Adinetida, Adinetidae. The record is from the annotation of a GenBank genome assembly.
AUGGGUACAUCUGAUACAGCGCUGAUUACGUUGUUCUGCAUAAUUUAUAGAAUAACAAUGUUUAAUAUCAAUGUUUCGAGUAAGAUCAAAGAAGCUGAAGAUCAUGUUAAGCAAGCCGAGAAGCAUUUGAAAACAUCCAUUACCAAAUGGAAGCCGGAUAUUGAUUCAGCAGUAGAAGAAUUUGAUAAAGCGUGUACAUGCUAUCGAAUCGCAGAAAAGGAAGUACGUUUUUCGCCGCGAAAUCCAGCGAAAUAUUACGACAAAGCGGGACAACUGUAUAUCGAAGGAGGCCAACGAGAUUCGGCUGCCGUGCUUUACGACCGUUGUGCAACACAAUUUCAGCAAUUUGAUCGUACCAUAGCGAUUGAUUUUUACAUGAAAGGAGCUCAGCUAGCUGAACAAGAAGAUAAAGCAUACCAAGCAGCUGAUUUGUAUGAAAAAGCCGCCAUGCAGAUUCUCCGAACAGGCGACUAUCCUAAAACAGGUGAACUACUCGAAAAAGUAACAAAUGUCUUAACAAACUUAGAACGCUAUGAUCGUCUCAAUCGUAUUAUACUCUAUCGAAUAUUAUUGAAAUUAUUCAAUGAUGAUAGUGUUGCAGGAAGAAAUGUCUUUGAUCAAGCAUGUCGAGAUUAUCCGACAUUUGAUCAAUGGGAAGAACAUGAUCAUAUUGCAGGAUUACUCGAUGCUUUCGAUCAAGAUGAUAAGGAAUUAAUCAGUAAACGUUGUCGAAAACCAUAUUUUAUGGCAAUUGAGCCCGAAUUUGUUCGUUUAAUCAAACGUUGGAUUCUUCCGGAUACCAAUAAAGAAGAAAAUCAACAGUCAACGACAACAAACACAACUUCGGGAGUCAAGCCUAUGCAGUUUGAUGAUGACGAAGAUGAUCUACGUUAA